AUGCCCUACAACACCACCGCCAUCCCUCCGCGAAAGGAGCCCACCGGACAGACCCAGCUCCCCCUGUCUCGAGUAAAGAAGAUCAUUGCUCAAGACCCGGACGUUGCCCAGUGCUCCAACAAUGCCGCCUUUGUCAUCACCUGCGCGACUGAAAUGUUCAUCCAGCACCUCGCUGAGGCGGCGUUGAACCAGGCCAAGACGGAACGUAAGCCCCGGCGCAACAUACAGUACAAGGACGUCGCCAACGCCGUAGCACACCAGGACAACCUCGAGUUCCUCGAGGACGUCGCCCCCAAGACCAUCCCCUUCAAAAAGAUCCUGGCCGCCUCGCGCGAGGCGCAAUCCCGCGUGCGCGGCGACAAGGCGACAGCCGCCGCCGCCGACGAAGAAGACACCCACGCGCCAGCGGCCUCCACCUCCUCUGGCGGUGCCCACCGCCGCCGCUCCCACCCUCACGCCAACGGCUCCGCCGCCGACAACGGCAACGGAAAGGCAGCCCACGGCCCCGGCGCGGCCUUCAGCGUGGCCCUGCGCGACGAUAGGGCGCAUGCCCAAGCCGAUGACCCCAACGAGCAGCUGGAGAUGGAGAUGCGGCAGGCGGCUGGCGCGAGAGCCCGUGACGGAGACGUGCACAUGUCCGGGUAG
Molecule: messenger RNA, 645 nt
Organism: Purpureocillium lilacinum
Lineage: Eukaryota; Fungi; Ascomycota; Sordariomycetes; Hypocreales; Ophiocordycipitaceae
Biological process (GO): DNA-templated DNA replication
Cellular component (GO): nucleus; CHRAC
Molecular function (GO): protein heterodimerization activity
Source: RefSeq, a predicted model, not a curated record